This is a messenger RNA of Calypte anna (Anna's hummingbird), 3954 nucleotides long. RefSeq names its product transcriptional adaptor 2B (gene TADA2B). The transcript has 2 exons. Gene Ontology annotation, cellular component: nucleus; SAGA-type complex. Gene Ontology annotation, molecular function: zinc ion binding; transcription coactivator activity; chromatin binding. Gene Ontology annotation, biological process: regulation of transcription by RNA polymerase II; chromatin remodeling. Lineage: Eukaryota; Metazoa; Chordata; Aves; Apodiformes; Trochilidae. The coding region runs from base 3 to 1265 and encodes 420 amino acids. The record is from RefSeq and is a predicted model, not a curated record.
AGAUGGCGGAACUGGGGAAGAAGUACUGCGUGUACUGCCUGGCCGAGGUCAGCUCCCUGCGCUUCCGCUGCACCGACUGCGCCGACAUCGAGCUCUGCCCCGACUGCUUCUCGGCCGGCGCCGAGAUCGGGCCCCACCGCCGAUGGCACGGCUACCAGCUGGUGGACGGAGGCCGCUUCACCCUCUGGGGAGCCGAGGCCGAGGGCGGCUGGAGCAGCCGGGAGGAGCAGCUGCUGCUGGACGCCAUCGAGCAGUUCGGCUUCGGCAACUGGGAGGACAUGGCUGCUCACGUGGGAGCAUCCCGAAGCCCUCAGGAGGUGAUGGAGCACUACGUCAGCAUGUACAUCCACGGCAACCUGGGCAAAGCCUGCAUCCCUGACACCAUCCCCAACAGGGUGACAGAUCACACCUGUCCCAGCGGAGGCCCCUUGUCCCCCAGCCUCACCACCCCCCUGCCACCUCUGGACAUCUCGGUGGCCGAGCAGCAGCAGUUGGGUUACAUGCCCCUGAGGGAUGACUAUGAGAUCGAGUACGACCAAGAUGCAGAGACCCUGAUCAGUGGCCUCUCCGUCAACUACGACGACGACGACGUGGAGAUCGAGUUGAAAAGGGCUCACGUGGACAUGUACGUGAGGAAGCUGAAGGAGAGGCAGAGGAGGAAGAACAUCGCCCGGGACUACAACUUGGUGCCUGCCUUCCUGGGGAAGGAUAAGAAGGACAAGGAGAAAACCCCGAAACGGAAGAUCACCAAGGAGGAAAAGGAGCUGAGGCUGAAGUUGAGGCCUCUCUACCAGUUCAUGUCAUGCAAGGAGUUUGAAGACUUCUUCGAGAACAUGCACAAGGAGAGGAUCCUCCGAGCCAAGAUCAGGGAGCUGCAGCGGUACCGGCGGAACGGGAUCACCAAAAUGGAGGAGUCGGCGGAGUACGAGGCGGCCAGGCACAAGAGGGAAAAGAGGAAGGAGAACAAGAACAUAGCCAGCUCCAAGAGAGGGAAGGAAGAUGGUAAAGAAGGGGAAUUUGCUGCCAUUGAGAACCUGCCUGGCUUCGAGCUGCUGUCGGACAGGGAAAAGGUUCUGUGCAGCUCCCUGAACCUGAGCCCGGCACGUUACGUGACUGUCAAAACCAUCAUCAUUAAAGACCACCUCCAAAAGAGACAGGGAAUUCCUUCCAAGAGUCGCCUCCCCAGCUACCUAGAUAAGGUACUGAAGAAAAGGAUUUUAAACUUUCUAACAGAAAGUGGUUGGAUAUCCAGGGAUGCUUCAUGAAACUCAGCUUCAAAAAGCACAUAGCGGAGGCACGGGGUGGCCUUGAGGACUCCGUUACCUUUCCUUCCCUCCCCAAAGAUCCAGAAAUUAUGGCACUGCAACAAAAGCAAAAAGGAAAUCUGUAAACCCCCACAGUAUUCAUGAUCCCCAGUUCAAACAGACUUUUGGAUCAUGGGAAACACUGCUUUGUGAAACUCCUCCAGUGGAAUUUCACUGCUUUUUGGUACCUGAUUGCAACAGAUUUCUUCCGUGUGAACUCACGUCCAGUAGUCCCUGAGUAGCUACUUCCUACUCUUGGACAAAUGAUUAUCAGUGUAAUCCUUGCUUUUCAUUGAAGGUGAGAGAGUUUUAAUUUGCUGAAAACUUUCUUCUCCCUCUGUUUUGUGGGGUUUGUUUUCCUUUUUGGUGUAAUGCUGGCAGCAAAGUGAAGCUUACAGAAGCCCUGAGCUCAGGAGCACGGCGAGCAGGGAUUUUUGUGACCCUUGCUAAGCUUUCAGAACAUCUUCCUUAGGAACUGCAGCCAAGGUGCUGGGGUGAGGGUUUCUGUGGAGAGCACAGCAGGGAUAAGCCAUGGCAGGGUGUGGAAGGAAAGAAAUGUGGUAGGUGAGAUGCCUUCAGGUGCUUGUGCUGUGGGAAGGGUUCUUAAAGAGCUCUCUUGACACCCAGCUGAUCCAGACACAGCUUUGAGUCUGUGCUGAAAGGCACCUCACUGAAGCCUCAGUGUUAAAUAAUUCUAGCAAAGUUGCAGAUGUGGUGCUCUGUCCCAGAGCAGGGGUCAGCACUAGUGAGAAGUGGCUGAUUUGGGCCAGAAAUGGGGUCUGGGAAAAAAAAAGCAGUGAAUUGUCUUGUGGUUGGGAACCUCAGGCAGCUAAAUCCCCGUUUCCUCUUGUGCAGGGAGCCUCCUUCAUGGUGUCUGAAACUUCUGAGCUGGUGUGGGCUGAAGAGCUGCUGCCUUAUGAGUUUGAUUGGGGGGAAGGGGGAAAGGGAGUGAGAUUUUCAAACUGGGAGUGAUGACUGAGGUUGGUUUUUAAAGACCAGGAGGAACACAGAUGGGGUCAGAAUGCACAGCUCGGGUCCUCUGAGCUGUACAUGAAGCCAUUGCAGGGCUGUAACUGCACACACCUUGAAAGGUCCCAGAGUAAACACCCUGAAAUUACUGACAUGAGCACCUAGCAGAAACACCUGAUCCAUCAGCAGGAUCUGGUUAAGGGAGAGAAAUGUUGAAGGAGGAAGACUAGGAAAGAUUUUUCUUUUUUUUUUUUUUUAUGCACAUUUCAUCCUUAAAUUCCUGUGCUGUAUUUAACAAAUGAGUAAGAAGUGGUGGAUUGAAGAUGUCACAGUGUUCCUUGUGCCUAAACCUCUCUCCUGGGGGUGUCCAGAGCAGGAGGCUGUGGCUGGAGGCCAGGUGAACGGGUCCUGUGGAGUGCAGGCACUGGAGAUGUCAUCCUGGUGUGAUGGUUUGGGCUGUAGUCAGUGAGGAUACCACAGAAAUCCUAAACCAUUAUUAAUCCUGCAACUGGGAGAAGGAUACUGCUCAGAACUGGGUUUUACUUAAUCUAUCCAGCAUUACCAAAAUAGUGAUACCAGUGAGUUUGGAAUAAAAGGGUACAAUUAAAAUGCCAGCAUUUCUAAGGAAGAAAGAACCAAAACUCUAGUGCCUUUUUCUUUUUUGAGCUUGUGAUCUUAACAUCCCUUCCAAAAAAAAAGGUAAGGGCUGUGUCCUCUUGGAUGUAAUACUUGGUUUGGCUUACCUGUAAGUGACUUUUUGUGGAAUCCUGGAGACAGAACUGUCUCUCCUCAGCAGCAGUGGCCCUGACUGCAACGUGCUGAGUAGCUUUAAGAACCAUUUCCACCCCUAUACGCACAGACAAACACCACCCAAGUUCAUCAGGUGUAAAACCUUGGUUAUAUUCUGUCCUGGCCUUGUGGGAAGCAAGCUCAGCCUUUCUUUCUAGUAUUGUAGUUAUGCAAUUUGGUUCUUCCUCUAAUUUGUUACCAAACUGCCAUCAUCAUGCACACCAGGACUGACACCGUUCUGGAGCCUCAACUCUGCACAUAGCUGGGAGUUUACAAGAAUUGGUUUAUGUUUUGUUUUGUUUGAUUUUUCUCAAAUCAGAUUUUUAUAUUUCUACAGUGUUUUGGCACGUCCAAGUCUAACUGAAGCAAUAGUCUAAAGCCCAUCAUGAAAAAAACCACAAACCCUAGGCACCAAUGAGUCAUUUAAAGUGUGAAGUGAACUCUGCAUUUACACUUCAUAGCUCCUCAGUUCCUCAGCACCCCUUCAAAAUGUUUCUUUGGUGCUAGACAUAACUUAUUGAACAUCAGAGUGAAUGUAAAAUAAAGUAUUUUUAAUGUAUGAAAUAUGGAUAUCAAUAUUUAUUUUCUACUUGCUAGCAAAUUCCAGGUUGUAAAUGUUUGCUGUAGCAAAUCCCUUGUCCCUUGGGAAGGGCUUCCCUAGAAGCAAUGUCUCAGCUAUGCUUUGCUUUUUAUUUUAAAGGUGACUUGCACUAGAGGAUGCUGCUGUUCCAUGUUUUCAGAUGGAACUCAUUUAGUCUAAGCAUUCCUUUGUUAUAAGCUGCUGGUUUGGUUUAGCUGUUUAAGCUGAGAUGCAGUUGUCUUAAUCCAGCAACUUCCUAGAGCUGUGCUGCUUUUCUUCUGUGCUGAAGGGGCUGGAAAAAAAACAAAAAAA